UUUCGACUCAAGCAGCAUAAAUCUUAGUUUAUAUCCGUCUGGUUAAUAACCCAAAUAUUUUUUACGAAGUCAAUAUGACCAAAUUAAUUCAUCUUGGUGAGGCUAAGAUAGUCCGACUGGCAAACUGAAUGAAAUUCAAUUCAUUCACGAAAGCUCAACAAUUCUAUUGUAAGAAAUUCUAAACACAGAAACUGGGAGCAUAUUACAAAAUUCACAGUGAAGUGAACUUUCCAGUUUACAGUAACCUUUAAGUAAUCUUCAGAACUAAACAAGACACCAAUUUUUCGAUCAAGAUUUUGGCACAAUGUGGCACUUAGUGACAUUAUCCCCAACAUGAGAAGUAGACACCAAAUCCUUUGUAUCAGCGCUGUUUGGAUGGCGAUUGCAACUCUAAUCAUGAUACCAUCAUCCACGGAGGAUUCUAUCAACUACUUCAACGCCUCGUUAUCGUCAGCGUACGAGGGCACCAACUUCGUGGAUAUCUACCACAAUGUCACUGUGUAUCCGGAAGGUGCUGUCUGGAACGCUGAACUCAUCCAGAGGGUGGUGACCCUCGCCAUCAUCAUGACUGCCACCCUAGUGGGGAACACCAUCAUUGUCCUGGUACUGUCGAGAUCGAGGUACAGGAAGAGGUCUUCUAGAGUUAAUAUCUUCAUUCUGAAUCUCGCCAUUGGUGAUCUGGCCGUGUGUUUGAUAACUAUGACAUCGGAGCUUCUCUUUGAAGUUUUCGGAGAGUGGAUAUUGGGUGCAGCCGCGUGCAAAGUAAUCGUUUACGGGCAGAUCGUGACGUUGGCCAGCACCACCUUCAUCCUGACCACCAUGAGUUACGACCGGUACCAGGCCAUUUGCUCCCCCCUUCGAAGCACGGGCGGCGUCAAACAGGCAAAGCGGAUGAUCGCCGGAUCCUGGCUUCUGGCUUUUGUGUUCGCCAUUCCACAGAUAUUCAUAUUUGUGCAAAAAGAGAACGGCAUAACGGAAACUGGUCGCAUCCGCUACGAGUGCGUCAGUCGCGGUUACACCGCCCCCUGGCAGCGGAAGGUUUACUUCAUGUGGCUGACCUUCUACAUCCUCAUAAUCCCCGCCGGAUGCAUUAGCUACUGCUACAUCAACGUCCUGCGGACUGUCUGGGCGGCCGGCCAGGAACAGAGCCGGACGUCCAGCAAAGGAGGAGGGGCCAGUGGAACUGAAGGACCCCAUUCCACUAUCCGGCUGCGGCGGUCCUUCAAUGCUGCUUCCACCAUUCCCAGAGCCAAGAUCAAGACGCUCAAGCUUACUGUUUGCAUCAUCGCUAGCUUUAUCAUUUGCUGGACACCCUACUUUAUAGUUCACAACAUUAGGAUUUUCAGCAACUACACCAUCAAGGUUCCCAAGACAGUCAUCAUCGGUGCUGAAACUUUCGCAUUGCUCAACAGCGCUCUCAACCCUAUUUUCUACGGCUACUUCAAUGUCCGAGUUCGCAAAGGCUUCAUUGAGAUCGUCUACCGAAAGAAGGAGUUCAACAGGGAUCGAGUCUGCAAUGGUAUGUCCGGAGAGACAUCCUAUAGCAGCACCAUCCUGCAGCAUAUGGAGAAUAGGCCUCCAACGACGCAAAUGGUGUUGGAAAUGUCCGAAUUCACCUACAGAGGGCACAACAAUGGUGGCCCUUAUUACAGGACUAGGCGAAGCCCAAGGUCCAUGAAAAGGCGUUCGAUACAUGGCAACUCAGUGGCUCGGUUAUGACAGGAGAAGUGCUACUGUGACCAGUGUUACAGUGACGUUGCUCUGUAACAGACGAGCCCGAGUCCAAAAUGCUAGAUUUAGACAUAAAAAUUCCUAGUUGUCUCUCUAAGUGUCAAUCUCUCUGUCGUGUUUCUACGAUAGCUCAACUCCUGAGCUUCAAGUGCCAUGACUCAUGUUAGAUUCCGAUUUAGAAAUCUUCGUGACUUUUAGGGGAUACUUUUAUGGAAAUUCAGAACUGUUUGAGUCGAUGACACUGGCAGGAUGGUACUGGUAUAAACGCUGUCAGCGUUUACGACAGUGUUCUGUGAUAUGGUUAAGGACUGAAGAAGUAUUAAAAUAUUGUAUAUUCUUGAAUCAAUAGAAAUACAUUAAAUGUUCAUUAAGUGAAUGCGAUGUUAAAAUGAAGAGUUUGAACUGGCAUAAAAGAAUUAUGUAGCCAGCAAGAAAGGAAUGUCUGCUCUUGUAGCACAAACUGAUGAUUUUGUCAGCCUUUAUUGAAUACUCGGAUACGAAUGAAACUGUCUCAAAAAUGUGUAUUCAAAUAUGUGAAAAUAUAGUUAUAAUCAGAUAGUGAUUCUAUGUAUAAAGAAUUAAAAUAUUCAAAUUGCACUGUUCUGAACUUCUGAACAGGAAAUGCUGUUACUAGUUAAUGAAUGUAUAUUAUAAAUCAAGAAUGUGAACAAUAAUUAAGAAGAAUUAAUCUUCGACUAUUUUUUCUGAAAUACAGUGAAUUGAAAUUUCUGUUUGGGUCAAUUGAAUGCAUCCUACGCAUUUUCAAAGAGUGCUAUAAUUUUUAAUUGAAUUUAAAAAAAUCAUAUUUCGUCAUGUCUAAUUGCAUUUAUAUUUCACCACUGUAGGAAGGUAGAAAAAUCAGGAGAUGUUAUAUUCAAAUUGCUUUCAGCUUAGCCUCUACUUUAAAUAAAAACAGUCAUUUCUGAGGUUGAGUAUUUCUUUGACAAUGUUUCAUUCCUGAUAGAUGUCUUAUUAAUGCCAUUUCAACUGGUUAUUUCCCCUCUGUGUACGUAAAUCGGUAGUUUUAGAUAACGACAUAACGACUGUACAAAUCUGCUUAGUUUUGCCUGCUUGUUACUCAAAAGAAUGUGGAUUACUGUAUUUUUGGAAACGGAUUUUCUAUUGUGUGCACCAUAAAAAUAUAUAUAUUAGAUGCUUUACCAACUGACUGUUACUAGUAAACGAAUAUAUAGUUGGCGUUUAAUUUACUAAAUGAAAUUAUUUAAGCAAAUAUAAAAAAGAAUUCGCUGUAUUUUAGAUAAUGUAACUAUUGAAAGAUUCAUUCCAGUGUCUCUAC
This is a messenger RNA of Argiope bruennichi, 3028 nucleotides long. RefSeq names its product vasopressin V1a receptor-like. Bases 334 to 1719 code for a protein of 461 amino acids. Gene Ontology annotation, cellular component: membrane. The record is from RefSeq and is a predicted model, not a curated record. The transcript is spliced from 4 exons. Gene Ontology annotation, biological process: G protein-coupled receptor signaling pathway. Lineage: Eukaryota; Metazoa; Arthropoda; Arachnida; Araneae; Araneidae. Gene Ontology annotation, molecular function: peptide binding; G protein-coupled receptor activity.